Messenger RNA from Mizuhopecten yessoensis (Yesso scallop), 1441 nucleotides. RefSeq lists its product as uncharacterized. Lineage: Eukaryota; Metazoa; Mollusca; Bivalvia; Pectinida; Pectinidae. The transcript has 2 exons. The record is from RefSeq and is a predicted model, not a curated record. The coding region runs from base 360 to 1322 and encodes 320 amino acids.
AGCGGUCAAGUGACAGGGGCCAAUACCGCGAAAUCUACCCAACCCACCAAAGUGUUUUCCGUGGUGGAACAAAGUGAUGUAAUUUUGAUGGAAGAUAUUCCUUUGUGUUUUUAAAUUGCCGCAGGCGACAUUGACAGUGUCUUGAGGACCCGGAUUUAAAUCCCUUCAAUAUAGCGAUGUUCUGUGUGUAACGAUAUUUAAUUUUGUGAGGUUUUGCCCGGCCGUCCGACUACUUGCCAAAUGCUAUUGUCGUUUUACACCUGAAUGUAUUAGGAUGGUCUGAGAAGGAUUACAACGUAAAUUAACAUAUAUAUCAAUAUCUAUACGUUUCUGAGGAACAUCGGUUGGAUUGAAGCGGAAUGUGUGUGUGGAAAAUACUACAAAUGAAAAAGUCGCUGCUGAAAAACAAGAUGUCGACCAAGUAUAAGGUAUUACUGACAAUGGUUGCCUUUUCUAUGGGAUUGAUAUGUCAGUAUAUGUACAUGGGACAGUCCGAGGUGAAGAUGAUCGUUACGGGGACAAAUCAGGGUCAAGUUUUCACCGAGAAAGUAUUCUAUAAAGAUAAAUACAACCACACGCUGUACCGCCCCCGAUUUUCAACAAGGCUUUGUGAUUCAAAUAUGACUUACAUAGACUUUGGCGAUACAUUCACAAGCACACAGAUCGCUCGGGUGAAUAGGUGUAUUUCGACUUACGAACAGGAGUACCAGAAGGGACUUAAAGAAGAGAGAAUCAAAAGAGAUGUACGUUGGUCAAGUCAUACAUAUAUCAACAACAAAAGUUUUAUGAUAGAGGCUGGGGGACACAACGGAGUCGAUGUUGAGCAAUUCAACUCGCGCUUCCAUCCCGGCAAAUACGUCGUUUUGGAACCUGUGGAAAGGUUCUUUAAUGUAUUGAAGACGAAGUUCAAAGGGUCACCAAAUGUGAUUGUUUACAAGUUCGGGGUCGACGCGACCGACGGGAUCUUUUAUGUGAACGAUGCUAAGGAUGAUGGGUCAUCUAUUUUUCACAAACACGAAAGUGGUAAAAGUAAGGCUGCAAAAAUUGUGAACGUUACCAAUUUUUUUGAGAUGUUAUCUGUUAGAGGACGAGAUGUGGACCUUAUCACACUGAAUUGUGAGGGAUGUGAGUACGCUGUGCUGGACCUUCUCCUCUCUACAGACUACAUACGUCACUUCCGGAAUAUUCAGUUCCAAUCUCAUAGAAUUUCCGGAAUUUGCUAUCCCGUCAAACGAUUCUGCUGGUAUCAAGAACUUCUACAAAAAACACAUAAGAUCCAGUUCCAGUUCAAAUUUGUAUGGGAGAGUUGGAGCCGAAUAUAAUAAUGCUAUUUUUUACGUUCUUGUAAAUAUUGUUUAUAGUUUGAAGUAAUAAUUCCAUGCAUUGCUUUUCGAAAUAGUUCAUGUUAAAGAAACACAUAAAAUAUCUUUUAUGAAUAGUU